UAUGCAUCCAAACUGUUCAAGUCAUAAUUUCCAUGGCUUCCAAUCUUUGCAAUAUCUUUCAGUUUUUACUCUACUCUCUUUUCCUUUUCAUCUCUAUCUCCACAGCCCAAACUUCCUUUAGUCCCAAGGCACUUGUGCUCCCAGUAACAAAAGACUUGUCAUCCUCCCAAUACCUUACCCAAAUUAGCCAGCGAACUCCUUUUGUUCCUGUAAAACUAAGCAUUCAUCUUGGUGGCCAGACCUUAUGGGUAGACUGUGAACAAGGCUUCACGAGCUCAACUUAUCGGUCAGCAAUUUGCGGUUCACCUCAAUGCACAAUUGCCAAGCCUAAUACCUGUUAUAACUGCACCUCCUCCCCAACACCAAGGCCAGGGUGCAACAAGAAUGCAUGUUUGAAUACACCUGAAAAUCCUUUCAUUAACACUUUAUAUGAUGGUGGUGAAAUUGCUGAGGACGUGGUAUCAAUCCAAUCAACUGAUGGAUUCAAUCCAGGACAAUUUGUUAAGGUACCGCAGUUCAUUUUCACCUGUGUUCCAACUUUUCUCACUGAAGGUCUUGCUAGUGGAGUUAAAGGCACAGCAGGUUUGGGAAGAAAUGACAUAGCACUCCCUUCUCAGUUUGCUCGGGUUUUUGGCUUCGCAAGAAAAUUUGCAAUAUGUUUGAGUGCUUCCACGAGUUCUAAAGGUGCUGUAUUUUUUGGUGAUGGCCCUUAUAUCAUGCUUCCUAAUAUUGAUAUCUCCAAGUCUCUUACCUAUACUCCAUUGUUUAUUAAUCCAUUUGGAACUGGAUACGUCCCCUACUUAAAUGAGUCAUCCUCUGAGUACUUCAUUGGGGUGAAAGCUAUCAAUAUCAAUGGUAAAGCAGUGCCAGUCAAUAGAAAAUUGUUGGCCAUUGACAAGAGAGGCAAUGGUGGAACUAAAAUCAGCACUGGCAGAGCUUAUACAGUUAUGGAAACUUCAAUAUAUAAUGCAGUUUCCAAGGCUUUUGCUGAAGAGCUUUCUAAUGUCACUAGGGUGGCAUCAGUUGCUCCUUUUGGAACAUGUUUCAGCUCUAAUAGUAUUGGCAGCACACGCGCUGGACCAGCAGUUCCUCCCAUUGAUCUUGUCUUGCAAAGCAAAAAUGUGUUUUGGAGAAUUUUUGGUGCAAAUUCAAUGGUGCAGGUGAACAAGGAUGUUAUUUGUCUGGCUUUUGUUGAUGGAGGUGUUAGACCUACCACCUCAAUUGUCAUUGGAGGAUAUCAGAUUGAGGAGAAUUUACUGCAAUUUGAUAUUGCCAAUUCAAGGCUGGGAUUCAGUUCUUCACUUCUGUUUCGCCAAACAACAUGUGCCAACUUCAACUUCACAUCUCGAGCUUAAAGAGCUUCGAUUCAUUUUCCAAUUUCCAAUCCAUAGGCAAUAGACAACUAUUUUCUGUAAUAGUUUCCUGGAAUGAAUAAGCAGACCAGCUGCUGCCGCGUGAAAAUUUGUGGUGUGGGGGUUUGUGUAAUAGUUUGCUGGAAUGAACAAGCAGCCCAACUGAUGCCGCGUGAAAAAUUGCAUUUAUGAUGAUUA
Coffea eugenioides is the source of this 1550-nucleotide messenger RNA. RefSeq names its product basic 7S globulin-like. The coding region runs from base 33 to 1355 and encodes 440 amino acids. Gene Ontology annotation, biological process: proteolysis. The transcript has a single exon. Lineage: Eukaryota; Viridiplantae; Streptophyta; Magnoliopsida; Gentianales; Rubiaceae. The record is from RefSeq and is a predicted model, not a curated record. Gene Ontology annotation, molecular function: aspartic-type endopeptidase activity.